AGACUGCUGAGUUUAGUGGCACGGCGCGCGGGACAAGCGGCAGUGGCGCCUUUAUGCUUUUUUUUUUUUUUUUGCUGUGGACUAAGAAUGGAUUUGGGAUUUUUUGGGUUUUGGUGAUCUCUCUCUCGCGGGGCGUUCGCGUCGCGCGCAAUGCGCAUCGCCCGCAGUGGAACAGACAUACCCAGGUGAUCAUGGCACGGGCAAAAACUGGAGCGAUGGUGUGAAUCUACUGCGCGCGACGCGCAACAUGGAAAGCCUCCCCGGGAACCUCACCGGCGGGGCGCGCGACAACACCAGCAACCAAACCGACCCGUUCGGACGCAACGAGGACAUCGCCAAGAUCGAGAUCACGGUGCUGACCGUCACCUUCCUCGUGGCCGUGGUGGGCAACGUGAGCGUGCUUCUGGCCAUGUCCCGCACGCCGCGUAAACGCUCGCGCGUGCACCUGUUCAUCAAGCACCUGAGCCUCGCGGACCUCGUGGUUGCCUUCUUCCAGGUGCUCCCGCAGCUCUGCUGGGAGAUCACCUUCCGGUUCUACGGGCCGGACAUCCUGUGCCGCGUGGUCAAGCACCUGCAGGUGCUGGGCAUGUUCGCGUCCACCUACAUGAUGGUGAUGAUGACGCUGGACCGCUACAUCGCCAUCUGCCACCCCAUGCAGACCCUGCAGCAGCCCACGCGCCGAGCCUACAUCAUGAUCGCCUCAACGUGGCUGUGCAGCCUAGCGCUCAGCCUCCCGCAGUACCUGAUCUUCUCGCUGAGCGAGGUGACCGCGGGCUCCGAGGUGUACGACUGCUGGGGACACUUUGUCCAACCGUGGGGCGUGCGCGCGUACAUCACCUGGAUCACCACCGGGAUCUUCCUCGUGCCCGUGACGGUGCUCGUGCUGUGCUACGGGUUUAUUUGCCGCGCGAUCUGGAGGAACGUGCAGUAUAAGACGCGGAAGGGACCGGUGGGUGCGGGGGUGUCGAACGGCCACCGGACGAACGGACUGCUGGGGAAGAGCUCGGUGAGCAGCAUCAGCACCAUCUCGCGCGCCAAGCUGCGCACGGUGAAGAUGACGUUUGUGAUCGUGGUGGCGUACGUGGUGUGCUGGGCGCCGUUCUUCAUCGUGCAGAUGUGGUCCGUCUGGGAUGAGACCUUCUCGUAUGCCGACUCAGAGAACACGGCGGUGGCUCUCUCAGCGCUGCUGGCCAGCCUGAACAGCUGCUGCAACCCCUGGAUCUACAUGCUGUUCAGCGGCCACCUGCUGGGCGAGGCCGCCCGCUGCCUGCCCUGCCGCAGGCGCUCCCUCCGCCACCGCCGCGGCGUCGCCGGGCAACAGGACUCGGACAGCAGCGUCCGCCGCACCACGCUGCUGUCCUGGCUGCACGGGCCCCGCCUCUCCGAGCCCUUCACCUGCAGGGAGCAGGACCCCCAGCCGCAGCCGCCGCCGCCGCCACCGCCGCCGCACCCCCAGCCGCCGCCCGCCCACUUGAGGGUCGCCCCGGGCGAUUUGGGGGCCCCGCCCGCGGGACUUGUUGUUGUCGGAGCCCCCGCCCCCGGCGGGAUGUGAUGCUGCCUGAUCAGAGGCGGACCUUGUUGCUGCUGCCACGUCCGCCUCAAUGCG
Molecule: messenger RNA, 1606 nt
Organism: Gadus macrocephalus (Pacific cod)
Lineage: Eukaryota; Metazoa; Chordata; Actinopteri; Gadiformes; Gadidae
Product: arg8-vasotocin receptor-like
Exons: 2
Coding region: 248-1552 (434 amino acids)
Biological process (GO): regulation of systemic arterial blood pressure by vasopressin; G protein-coupled receptor signaling pathway; positive regulation of vasoconstriction
Cellular component (GO): membrane
Molecular function (GO): vasopressin receptor activity; peptide binding
Source: RefSeq, a predicted model, not a curated record